GUUAUCGAUAAUUAUUGCCAAACAACACAGCUGUCCUGUACCGGUUUAUUUUGAUUUGAGUUUGAUUUUGCUUGUCGUUUUAGAAAAUCUAAAAACAAUGGAUGACAAUAGAAGGAAUCAAAUUACAAGCUUAAUGUUGCUAAUGAAAGAUUACAACGAUCGAUUUAUGCGGAACCUAUUGGAGCUGCAGAAACUGGAAGAGGAUUCGACCAAGUUGUUGCUAGUACUUGCAGAGGAAGAUCCCAUCGAAAUACCAUUCAAACGGGAGCACCCGGAUGGUAAAUUCUGGGAGCGAGAUGUCCCGCAAAAAUCUGAUGACUUCUUCAAGGAUAAUUUUCGCAUGGAAAGGGAAUACUUUGAUGAAAUUGUGGAGCGUUUUCGAAAUGUGGGAAUAAAACAAGAGAACCCGAAUGCAAUUGCAUUAGAAAAACGCAUAGCUAUAGCCCUAUAUGCAUUGGGAUCAUCAAAAGACUAUCGCAAAGUGGGCAGAUUAUUUGGAAUUCCCUCGUCGAUGGUACCAAAAGUCCUGACUGAGUUCUGCAGAUUUAUCUGCCGCGUUUUUUCCUCGGAGUACCUGCCCCCAGAGUUUCUCACCCAGGAGAAACUGGACGAAUGUGUCUCGGGAUUCGACGAGCUAGGCUUUCCUCAAUGCUUCGGAGUUUUGGAUGGAACACACAUUGAAGUACGACCACCCAUCGCCGAUGCUGAGGAUUAUUAUAACAUGAAAGGAUGGUAUUCUACUAUACUUAUAGCAUUAGUAGAUCACAGAGGAAGAUUUCUAUAUGUAAAUACAGGCUGCCAGGGUCGCUGCAGCAAGUCGCAGAUAUAUGAAGCCAGCACCUUGAAGAAAAUGGUCAAUUCAAGUGAUAUUCUUAAGCCAAUUCAAAGACUAUCGAGGAAGUCGAUGUGCCGGUGCUUUUGGUUGGCGAUUCGGCCUUUCGAUUCUCAACAGCCGUCAUGAAGGCCUACCCGUUUGAAAAUAAUGGGCAAGAGAAUGAAAUUAUUUUUAAUGAUGCCCAUUCUAAAAUCAAGAGACUUGCUGAGAAUGCCUUUCGCCAAUUAAAAUGUCGCUUCUCCCGAAUUCAUAGGGGACUUGAUAAUCGCAACCGUAAAGCGCCGGGAAUUAUAAUAGCCUGUUGUAUAUUACACAACUUUUUAAAUUACAAAAAUAGCGAUCUUAUGGAUAAUUGGAAAAUCGAUGAUAGCGAUCGUGCUCAGCCCGAGGAAACCGACAGUUUCACUGACUUGUUGGCAGCUCCGGAAACUAUGAGAAACGCCAUUUCAUACUUUAUCAACAAGCAGCCGGAAAGAUAAUAGAGUGAAAUAGGAUCUACAUAUGUCGCCGUUGUGAAAUCAAAUAUUAUUUUUAUAUUUUAACUAUUUUAGUACGUACAAAUAAUACU
This is a messenger RNA of Drosophila gunungcola (fruit fly), 1403 nucleotides long. RefSeq lists its product as uncharacterized. NCBI's taxonomy places the organism in Eukaryota, Metazoa, Arthropoda, Insecta, Diptera, Drosophilidae. The record is from RefSeq and is a predicted model, not a curated record. The transcript has 4 exons. The coding region runs from base 98 to 961 and encodes 287 amino acids.